ACGUCACCAACAACAACAUUAUUGUCCGUCUUCUCAGCUUAGCUUCGUCUUCACACGCUGAAUGAUAUAUUAGCCAAACAUCCCGUAUUUUACUCAAUACAUUAAAUAACCCAGCUAGUGCUACAGUCACAUUAGCAGUACGCGAACAUUUGACAUUACGAGCGCGCGAAGGAGAUUAAUUUCCGCUCGCGUUUCAAACUGCCAAGCAGAUGUCAUGAGCUCAAUGCUAACACGGAUUUCAUCGUCAGGUUUUAACGUUACCUCGCCGACCGUCAAAGUGUGAAACUCAGUCUACAGACCGCUCACGUGUGGACUUAGUACUGAAUAGGAAAUCCAACACCCGAGAUAUUAAUCGAGAUGCGAGGUCGUUAAUGUCAUGAUCACUGUUGAGCAUCCAGCGAUCAGUUCCUCUCUGUAAACCCGAGCAGAUCAGACACACAGGCAGGAUGUCCGACACGCUGGUCAUCACUUUCCAGACGCGUCUGUCCGCGGUGAUGGAGACCGUCCUGAAGACCACCAUGUACGAGAUAACCCGGCUGGUGGAGGAGAGCUUCGUGGAGCAGAUGGACCGGGGCAAGCGGGAGGCGGAGGUGCUGAAGCGGAGGCUGAUCGUGUCCGAGGCCAAGCUGAGGGAGCGGGAGAGGUUUAAGAAGGUCAGAUGUGUGGACUGCGGUCGGACAGCAGUGUCCCGCAGGAGGAUACUUCAUGUCAGAGGGCCCGAAACACAGAGCAAUUUGGAUAAUCCGCUUGUUGUAAAGCAGGAAAAUACCUCUGACAGUAGCUGGAGAUGCAGUCCCAAAGGAAGCACAAAUCAGGAGAAACCUUCAGCAACUCCAGAACCAAAACAAAACGCUGUUCAGCAGGCAGUGUGUGAACCAAAACCUGCAGGAGAAGUGAAAGAAGAAGCGAGAGAGCCCAGAGACACACAGGCAUGCCUAAAAAUACACUCUCAGACACACAAACAGAAAGAUCCUCCGAGCAGUGUAGAAGAAACCAACAGCCUCCGCAGUGCAGAUUCAACAGUCACGUCCUGCACUGAACGGGACGAGGACGAAGCCAGACACCGAAGCCCCGCAAAAUGGUUCAACUCCAAAACAGACCCCCGUUCAGCACCUGUUUCACAGCCAGAACCAGAAACUCCGUGCUUGAGACCCCAAAAGGCUGACUCGAGUCCCAUUAAGCAAGAAGUUGUGGUGAUGCUUCCAUCAGAUUGGGAAGACAUGGAGAUCAGGCCUCACAACAGUGCUAAGAAAACGCAUCUUCAACCUCCAGCCAGAGUUCAAGAGCGAGUCUCGUUUCCUCCUCCUCCACCCGUCAAACUUCAAAUCAUUCCAACGCAAACAAUGCAGAAUCUCAGAGCACCCGUCAGAAAGAACACCAAAAUCGUUGUACAUCCCAACGCGGCGAUGAGCGAUCAUGGAACUGUCGAUCUAAACCGAAGCCUUCCUGCUCCAAAACUCUCUCAAGUCCGUCAGUAUCCUGAAGGAGCGGGCGAAAGAAGCUUCAAUACUGUGAAUCCUGGAAGAAGUUUGCCUCCAGUGGUCAAUAUGAGGGUCCAAGUGGACGCCCGGAAUAUUGCGGCGAAAACGACGCAUAAUUGCAGCCAGUGCGGAAAAGGCUUCUCUCAUUUGUGUCACCUCCGAGCGCACCAGCAGAUCCACACAGGGGACCGGCAGUUCUGCUGCACCAUCUGUGGGCGGAGCUUCACCAAACUGAGCAACCUGAAAGCUCAUCGGAGAGUCCACACGGGCGAGAGACCCUAUAUCUGUGCGGAUUGCGGGAAGAGGUUCACGCAGAAAUGCAACUUGAAGAGGCAUCAGAGAAUCCACUCUGAAUUCACUCACUCCGGCGUAUGACCGGAUACGGUUAUCUUACACAUUACACAUGCUAGUUGAUAUUGUUUUUGGUUAGCGGUUAAAUUAUUUUUGAUAUCAUGCAUCGCUAAACUUGUGUUCUUAAAAACACUGAGUUGUUUGCAAUGACUGGAUCACUUGAGGGAAAUACUGGUUAUAUUGUGAUAAAUCUAAAAAUAUUCAAGCAGAUGACUUUUCCUGUUUAUCUGGAUGUUGCAAGUAUGAGUUAGGACAGGUGUAAUGCUACACAGUGCGAGUUCUGAUCAUCAGUGUUAAGGUCUUUGCACACUGAAAUCCGACAUUUUCGUAUGCGUUUUUUCGUAUUCAUAUGUGAAAAAUUCCUCACGUACACAAAAUUUGCACACUGUGAGCUUUAUUUUAACGAUUUAGGUGCAUCGUCUAAAGCUCAUGGCGCAAAAGCAUUAGGGCAUUAAUUGUCCGAAUCCACUUUUGCUAUUUUGAGGACAGAAAAAUAAGGUUUGCAUAAUGAGUUAUGGUGUGUUUUGAUCAUAACGUGCAUUAAAUCAAUCAGUCUCAUCUCCCAUUCCCUUUAAGAGUCAGUUGCGUCGCGCCAUAGCGCAUUUGCUAUUUACUUGGCGAACUUUGUAAGUGUAAAAACUGAACGCUUUACUAGCGAGAAAACAGUUAAACAGACUGUCAGCAGCGUGAGGAUAAACGUGCCUCCUCCGUUAGUCCUUUUUACUCUCUCUUUACUCAACUUUUACUCUUUACUCCUUUACUUUUUGUGGAUAAUGAAACAGUGUUGUACACACUCCACUGUAGACAUCCAUUAGCCUACAUAUUUAAUUUUGUUUGUUAAGCACAAAGAUUUGUUUCAAAACUAUUUCUAAAUUCAGUUUUAAUUUCCAACAAACAAAUAAAUGAACAAUAAUAACAAUGUGUGGUUAAAUUCAAACACACGUCCUACGCCCCAUAUGGUCCAAAACCUCACAGGUAGACAAAUCUAAGCUUGUUUUUAAUAAAACAAAUAUAAAUAUGCAUAUAAUAAAUAAUACUGCUAAUAAAAUAACAUUAUAUAAAAGCAAGUUAUCAUGAAUAAUCUAAAAAAUCCCCCCAGCCCCCCCGAGAUAAAGAAAGCAUGGAGGCAGUGGUUUUUAUAACCCUUUUUGUAAUAUUUUAGUCCUUUUUUUUCAUUUGUAAAGAUAUUUGUGUAUUGCUGUACAUCCUGCAUGUUUUAAGCAAUGUGUAAGUGAGGCGCACAACUAACAUGCUCUAUGCUGGACUUUAGACCUGCUUUCAGCUGGUCAAUUGAGCAGUCUAUGUUCGUUCCUCAAAAUAGCAACGCGCCAACAAUGCGCCUUAACACGCCUACUUUCUAGACCGGCACACCCAUGAGUCCACAAAGCGGUGCAAAUGGAUUUACUAUUUGAAACAACGUGCAGUAUAACAGGAAAAUUAGUGUUACCUUGGUCUGAAAAUAGCAACAAACGCACCAAACACAUCUUGCGCCUUAUUGCGCAGUGUGAAUUGAAUUGAAUGUGGUUGCCGGACCAAUUCAGUGUGAAUUGAAUUGAAUUGAAAUUGAAUUGAAUUGAAUUACUUGCCUAAAAAUGUGGUGCAAGUAGAGUAAAAGUAUCUGUUAUAAAUAUCACUCAAAGUACGAGUAAAAAGUUGUACUCAGGAGUAGUGAGUAUUAUGCUGUAAAAAGCUGAUGCAUUUACAUGUCAUUUGUGGAUGUGUGUAAACGUAACAUUCUGUAGUGCAUUUAGCCGAGUCUGAUGCGUAUUAAUUAAUCCAUUCUGAAAAACGCAAAACAUUUCAGAGUCAAUUCAAGCAGUGAUACAUUGUUCUCCUCUUUCUUCUCCAAAGUAGAAAAAGAAAGAAGAAUAGGCUACAUAUUGUGUUUAUCCAAUACCAGCCUACAUAUAGAGGAAGGAGAGUUCUCCUUAUCACAGAGCUGCGCUGGAUUAUCCCUAAAUGCAAAGUUUAUUUCAGGAAAUCAGUGGAAUUUUGAUACAUUGCUUGUGAUUCUUACGUAAGUAAACAAAUCUGGAAAAGUGAAUGGCAGUACCUACAGACAUUAUAAAAUGGCAGCCGGGUUGACGUAUCGAACCAACAAACUGAAGCAGACCAUGAGGCAAUUGUGUCUAUGGGCAGUAUGUCAAAUGUGUGGACACACACCCCAAACAGCAGCGGGGGAGAGGUGUUCCAGUCACAGAAUCCAGCAUAGGGGUUUGUCAUAAAGUUAUCUGUGGGUCAUGUAAAGGCAUUUUGUAUUUUGUCGUUUGCUUUCAAGGUGGCUUUGAACGGUCAAAACACCUCUUUAAACACAAAAUGCCUAACUUUUUUGGAUGCGAAAAACGGAAGAAAAAUCAAACCCGGUUUGAAUUUUUUUUUUUAUGACGGACGAAAGUUUCAGAGGCAGUGUGUCAACACAAUUCACAUGUGAGGUUGAAUUAAUUUUUUUAUGUGCGAAAAUUACAGAUGAAAAUUUCGGUUUCAGUGUGCAAUAACCUUAAUGCUUCACAGUGAGAAUUCUAGAAUUCAUGUUGAGAAAAUUGAUUAGACAAAGAUUUUAUGACACGAUUUUAUGAGAUGGUGAAUUCUGAAGCAAUCGCAUGAAAUUCUGCAUCCAAAACAUAAGCAGAGAAAGAUAUCAUUGUUUUCAUCUCUUUCUCUCUCUCUCUCUCUCUCUCUCUCUCUCAUAAGUCUCUCUCUAUCACUUUCUUUCUCACUCACACUCUCUCCAUUACUCUUUUUUUUUAAAGAAGUCUUUCUCUAUCACCAUCUCUCUUUCUCUUUAGAAGUCUAUCACAUUCUCUUUCUCUAUUACUCUCUCUUUUCAUAAGUCUCUAUCGCUCUCUUUAUACGUCUCUCUAUCACUCUCUCUCAUGAGCUUUCUAAUGAUAUGCUACACUUACAGUUUUUUCAGCAAAUUCAUUGAGCUUCCUUACACAUGCAAAUUAGUUUUUGUAGGGCUUUUAAGAUCGUAAUGGCUUUUCUAAAAAAAUGUAAACUGAUCUGCAUCAUUUUAAAAAUGCUUUUUUAAAUUGAAAUUCACCUGAAUUAAAUUCAACAAAUAUUGAAAACAACAAUGACAAUGGUACAUAAGUAUAUUACCAUUACAAUACCACACACACGCUACACUUAGACAUUUUUGUAGGAACAUUAAUAUUUUACAUAAAUUAAUACUUUCAGCUGGCAGUAAAACAUUUCAAAUGUUACAAAAUGUUUCUAUUUUAAAUUAGUUAUUUUUUUGGCUUUCUGUUAUUAAAAAUGGA
Messenger RNA from Danio aesculapii, 5095 nucleotides. Its product is annotated as zinc finger protein 668. The transcript is spliced from 3 exons. Bases 447 to 1856 code for a protein of 469 amino acids. Gene Ontology annotation, biological process: regulation of cytokine production; regulation of immune system process; negative regulation of transcription by RNA polymerase II. NCBI's taxonomy places the organism in Eukaryota, Metazoa, Chordata, Actinopteri, Cypriniformes, Danionidae. The record is from RefSeq and is a predicted model, not a curated record.